AUGUCUGUUCGAUACAGCUCAAGCAAGCAGUACUCUUCCUCCCGCAGUGGGGGAGGAGGUGGAGGAGGAUCAUCCCUCAGAAUUUCAAGCAGCAAAGGCUCCCUUGGUGGAGGAUAUAGCUCAGGGGGCUUCAGUGGUGGCUCUUUUAGCCGUGGGAGCUCUGGUGGAGGCUGUUUUGGGGGCUCUUCAGAUGGCUUUGGAGGAAUAGGAGGAGGUUAUGGUGGAGGUAGCUUUGGUGGAGGCUUCGGAAGCAGCAGCUUUGGUGGGGGCUAUGGAAGUGGGGGCUAUGGAGGAGGCAGCUUUGGAGGUGGCAGUUUCGGUGGGGGCAGCUUUGGUGGAGGUGGCUAUGGAGGAGGCUUUGGUGGUGGAUUUGGAGGAGAUGGUGGCCUUCUCUCUGGAAAUGAAAAAGUAACCAUGCAGAAUCUGAAGGACCGGCUGGCUUCCUACCUUGACAAAGUUCGGGCUCUGGAAGAAUCAAACUAUGAGCUGGAAGGUAAAAUCAAGGAGUGGUAUGAAAAGCAUGGCAACUCAAGCCAGCGGGAGCCUCGGGACUACAGCAAAUACUACCAAACCAUUGAAGAACUGAAAAAUCAGAUCCUCAACCUAACAACGGACAACGCCAACGUCCUGCUUCAGAUUGACAAUGCCAGGCUGGCAGCUGAUGACUUCAGAAUGAAGUAUGAGAAUGCCCUGCGACAAAGCGUGGAGGCCGACAUCAACGGCCUGCACAGGGUGCUGGACGAGCUGACCCUCACCAAGGCUGAUCUGGAGAUGCACAUCGAGAGCCUGACUGAAGAGCUGCAGUACCUGAAGAAGAACCAUGAAGAGGAAAUGAGAGACCUUCAGAACGUAUCUACUGGUGACGUGAAUGUGGAAAUGAAUGCUGCCCCAGGUGUUGAUCUGACUGAACUUCUGAAUAACAUGAGAAGCCAAUAUGAGCAACUUGCUGAAAAGAACAGAAAGGAUGCUGAAGCCUGGUUCAAUGAAAAGAGCAAGGAACUGACUACAGAAAUCGAUAACAACAUUGAACAAAUGUCCAGCCACAAAUCCGAAAUUACUGAAUUGAGACGCACGGUUCAAGGUCUAGAGAUUGAACUACAGUCCCAACUGGCCCUGAAACAAUCCCUGGAAGCCUCCUUGGCAGAAACGGAAGGUCGCUACUGUGUGCAGCUCUCACAGAUUCAGGGCCAGAUCACCUCCCUGAAGGAACAGCUGCAACAGAUUAGAGCUGAAACCGAGUGCCAGAACGCUGAAUACCAACAACUCCUGGAUAUUAAGAUCCGACUGGAGAAUGAAAUUCAAACCUACCGCAGCCUGCUAGAAGGAGAGGGAAGUUCCAGAGGCGGAUCCUACUGCGGCGGACGCGGCGGGGGAAGUUCUGGCGGUGGCUACGGCGGCGGCAGCUAUGGGGGCAGUUCCGGCGGCGGCCACGGCGGUAGCUUCGGUGGCGGCAGCUCCGGUGGAGGUGGUCACGGCGGCAGUUCCGGCGGCGGCGGCGGCGGCCACGGCGGCAGCUUUGGCGGUGGCAGCUCCGGCGGAGGCCAGAGCGGAAGCGGAGGCUUCAAAUCCUCCUCUUCCGGGUCCGCUGGAGAGGUCUCAUCUAAGGGACCAAGGUCAGCAGAAAAUCUCUGGGAUACUAACAAAACCAGAGUAAUCAAGACAAUUAUUGAAGAAGUGACACCUGAUGGUAGAGUUCUUUCAUCUAUGGUUGAAUCAGAAACCAAGAAGCACUACUAAUAAGUAGCAUCAAGACGAAAGAGUCUCCCUUCACACAGGCCAUUAUAUAACAGAUGCAUGGCAAAAUGCUCAACACUUCUGUCUUAAUGGUCUGUGGAAACAGGUUCACUCCUUGAAAAUAAGGUGUCUAAAAGGUGUUUUGUGAUUUCUGUAGUUCUUCUUUUCACUUUGCCAGAAAGUGUUUUUUCAUGGAAAAAGAAAAAAGAAAAACUUUCUGUUCUCAUUUACUAAUGAAUUUCAAUAAACUUUCUUACUGAUGCAAACUA
This is a messenger RNA of Marmota flaviventris (yellow-bellied marmot), 2003 nucleotides long. Its product is annotated as keratin, type I cytoskeletal 10. Gene Ontology annotation, cellular component: keratin filament; cytoskeleton. The record is from RefSeq and is a predicted model, not a curated record. Gene Ontology annotation, biological process: intermediate filament organization; epidermis development; epithelial cell differentiation. Gene Ontology annotation, molecular function: structural constituent of skin epidermis. NCBI's taxonomy places the organism in Eukaryota, Metazoa, Chordata, Mammalia, Rodentia, Sciuridae.